ACUAACUCUUUUCUUAUUCUUGUACCAUCCUAAAUCAGUAAAUCCUUAACCUAAGCACCAUGUGUACGUUAGAGAAGCGUGGCGAUCUCUUUCACCUAACCCUAACCGGUGACGACGAGCACAGAUUCCACCCGGACACGAUCACCUCCGUUCUCUCACUUCUUGAACAAGCUAAAUCUCAAUCUACAAAAGGAUCCGUCCUCAUCACUACCGGUCACGGAAAGUUCUUCUCCAAUGGCUUUGAUCUCGCAUGGGCCCAAUCCGCUGGACACGGUGCCAUAGAACGGAUGCACCAAAUGGUCAAAUCCUUCAAACCGGUGUUAGCCGCCCUCCUCGAUCUUCCAAUGCCGACGAUCGCCGCCUUGAACGGCCACGCAGCCGCCUCGGGGCUAAUGUUUGCGCUGAGCCACGACUACGUUUUCAUGAGGAAAGACCGUGGGGUUCUUUACAUGAGCGAGGUGGACAUCGGGCUGCCGGUGCCAGACUACUUCUCGGCGUUGGUUGUGGCUAAGGUCGGGUCAGGUAUCGCGAGAAGGGAGCUGUUGCUGAGCGGGAAGAAGCUCAAAGGAGAAGACGCGGUGGCUCUCGGGAUUGUGGACUCCGCGGCGCAUGAUAGCGCGGAAGGUGUGGUGGAAGCUACAGUGAGCCUUGGGGAAAGUUUGGCCGCUAAGAAAUGGAAUGGUGAGGUUUAUGCAUCCAUUAGGAGAAGUUUGUAUCCGGAGCUUUGUCGGAUGCUGGAGUUAACGGUCAAUAACUUGGCAACUCACAAUCUCUAGAAACUCUCAUUGUCUUGUUUGGAGAAAAAUGUUUGAAAUAUGAAUAUUGCCGACAAAAGUCAACGUCCAUUUUACUAUCUGUUUCUCACCAAUAAAAAAACAUAGUUAAU
Messenger RNA from Arabidopsis arenosa, 886 nucleotides. The record is from the annotation of a GenBank genome assembly. Lineage: Eukaryota; Viridiplantae; Streptophyta; Magnoliopsida; Brassicales; Brassicaceae.